Messenger RNA from Phacochoerus africanus (Common warthog), 7587 nucleotides. RefSeq names its product lysine demethylase 4C (gene KDM4C). Gene Ontology annotation, molecular function: histone H3K36 demethylase activity; histone H3K9 demethylase activity. Lineage: Eukaryota; Metazoa; Chordata; Mammalia; Artiodactyla; Suidae. The record is from RefSeq and is a predicted model, not a curated record. Gene Ontology annotation, biological process: chromatin remodeling. Gene Ontology annotation, cellular component: nucleus.
AGACUGCACCAGCCAUUAUGGAGGUGGCCGAGGUGGAGAGUCCGCUUAACCCCAGCUGUAAGAUCAUGACCUUCAGACCCUCCAUGGAGGAAUUCCGAGAGUUCAACAAAUACCUUGCAUACAUGGAGUCUAAAGGAGCCCAUCGAGCGGGUCUUGCAAAGGUGAUUCCUCCUAAGGAGUGGAAGCCAAGGCAGUGCUAUGAUGACAUUGACAAUUUGCUUAUUCCAGCACCGAUUCAGCAGAUGGUCACAGGACAGUCAGGAUUGUUUACUCAGUACAACAUCCAGAAAAAAGCCAUGACAGUGAAGGAGUUCAGGCAGCUGGCCAACAGUGGCAAAUAUUGUACUCCAAGAUACUUGGAUUAUGAAGAUUUGGAGCGCAAGUACUGGAAGAACUUAACCUUUGUGGCACCCAUCUAUGGUGCAGACAUUAAUGGGAGCAUAUACGAUGAGGGUGUGGAUGAAUGGAACAUAGCUCGCCUAAACACGGUCUUGGAUGUGGUUGAGGAAGAAUGUGGUAUUUCUAUUGAGGGUGUAAAUACCCCCUAUCUCUAUUUUGGCAUGUGGAAAACCACAUUUGCAUGGCACACUGAGGAUAUGGACCUCUACAGCAUUAAUUAUCUCCACUUUGGAGAGCCCAAGUCUUGGUAUGCAAUACCCCCAGAACACGGAAAACGACUGGAAAGAUUAGCUCAAGGUUUUUUCCCAAGCAGUUCUCAAGGGUGUGAUGCAUUUCUUCGCCACAAGAUGACACUGAUCUCUCCCUCAGUACUGAAGAAAUAUGGUAUUCCCUUUGACAAGAUCACACAGGAAGCUGGAGAAUUUAUGAUCACUUUCCCAUAUGGCUACCAUGCUGGUUUUAAUCAUGGUUUCAACUGUGCAGAAUCUACAAAUUUUGCUACUGUCAGAUGGAUUGACUAUGGAAAAGUUGCUAAAUUGUGCACCUGCAGGAAAGACAUGGUGAAAAUUUCCAUGGAUAUCUUUGUGAGGAAAUUUCAGCCAGACAGAUACCAGCUUUGGAAGCAAGGGAAGGAUAUAUACACCAUUGAUCACACAAAGCCUACUCCAGAAUCCACCCCAGAAGUAAAAGCAUGGCUGCAAAGGAGGAGGAAAGUACGAAAAGCAUCCAGGAGCUUCCACUGUGCUAGUUCUCACUCCAAGAAGCCUAAGAAUGAGGAGGACGAGGAAGUGUCAGCUACAGUUGAUGGGGCAGAGGGCCCCACUGCUGACUCAGACCCACAAGACUUCAAAGACUGUGAAAAGCCAGGAGAAGCAAAGAAAGUAGCAAACACAGAAGUACCUUCAGAAGAAGAGGCCUCUGCUAGCAGGAUGCAGCUGGAUCAUAAUUUCUCAGAUGAGCUCAGACUCUCAGGAAACAUCUGCCUAAGCACCGCUCUAGCAGAGGAAAUCAAAACCGAGGCUGACCGAACCUGUGCCACAGUUCCACCUUCGAAUCCCAGGGCAGCCUGCGCUUCUAUGUCUAGUGGCCACGUGACGUCUGAGGAAUCAGACCCACCCAAGCUUCCCUGGCCAAAAUCGCCUGAGUCUUACUCCUCCGUAGCAGAGAGUACCAGUGCUUUGACAGAAGGAGAAGAGAGUGAUGUGGAGAGCCGAAGGAGUGGCCUCGAACCUGGGGAAGCCUCAGCGGUCCUCAGUGGCGAGAGAAAUGGCUUCAAAGUUCCCAGUAGAAUAGAGGGAGAAACCAAAACUGCUAAAAGUUGGCGCCAUCCACUUAGUAAACCUCCAGCAAGAUCGCCAAUGACUCUGGUGAAGCAACAGGCGCCGAGUGAUGAAGAGUUGCCUGAAGUUUCAUCGAUUGAGGAGGAAGUGGAAGAAACCGAGUCUUGGGCGAAACCUCUGGUCCACCUUUGGCAGACAAAGCCCCCAAACUUUGCUGCUGAGCAAGGGUAUAAUGCAGCCCUGGGCAGAAUGGAGCCACACUGUGCCAUCUGUGCGCUGCUCAUGCCCUACUACAAGCCAGAUGGCAGCAAUGAAGAAAAUGAUUCUAGAUGGGAGACAAAAUUAGAUAAAGAAGUGGUUACUUCAGGAGGGAAGACUAAGCCCCUCAUUCCAGAGAUGUGUUUUAUUUAUAGUGAAGAAAAUAUAGAAUAUUCUCCACCUAAUGCCUUCCUGGAAGAGGAUGGAACAAGUCUUCUGAUUUCCUGUGCAAAGUGCUGCGUACGGGUUCAUGCAAGUUGUUAUGGUAUCCCUUCUCAUGAGAUCUGUGAUGGAUGGCUGUGUGCCCGGUGCAAAAGAAAUGCGUGGACAGCAGAGUGCUGUCUCUGCAAUUUGAGAGGGGGUGCUCUUAAGGAAACAAAGAACAAUAAGUGGGCCCAUGUCAUGUGUGCCGUUGCAGUCCCUGAAGUCCGAUUCACUAAUGUCCCAGAAAGGACACAGAUAGAUGUAGGCAGAAUUCCUUUACAGAGGUUAAAAUUGAAAUGUAUGUUCUGCAGACACCGGGUUAAGAAGGUCUCUGGAGCCUGCAUCCAGUGUUCCUAUGGCCGCUGCCCGGCUUCCUUCCAUGUCACAUGUGCUCAUGCUGCUGGGGUGCUGAUGGAGCCUGACGAUUGGCCAUAUGUGGUGAACAUCACGUGCUUUCGGCAUAAGGUCAACCCACAUGUGAAGUCCAAAGCUGGCGAGAAGGGCAUCUCUGUGGGCCAGACAGUCAUCACAAAGCAUCGGAACACUCGGUACUACAGCUGCAGGGUGAUCGCCGUGACCUCGCAGACCUUCUAUGAAGUUGUGUUUGAUGAUGGCUCCUUCAGUAGAGACACGUUCCCUGAGGACAUCGUGAGCCGGGACUGUGUGAAGCUAGGCCCUCCUGCCGAGGGAGAAGUCGUCCAAGUCAAGUGGCCCGAUGGCAAACUCUACGGGGCAAAAUACCUUGGAUCAAAUGUUGCCCACAUGUACCAGGUUGAAUUCGAAGAUGGAUCCCAGAUAGCGAUGAAGAGAGAGGACAUCUACACUUUGGAUGAAGAGUUACCCAAGAGAGUGAAAGCGCGUUUCGUAAGUGCUAGGCAGUUCCUCUUCGGGGUCUGCCAAGUGAAGCCUUUCUCCUCUGCUGUCUUCCAAGACCAGCAGGAAACAUGUUUAGCCCUUUGGAUUGACUUUGAAGAAAGCCAGUGCAACUUUUCCCUUACUGAAACCUACUGAAUCCAAAGCUCAAAUUUAGCCAGAAACAGGGAAACCAGUAUAAGUUCCUUAUUUUUCUUUCUAAUGAGGUCAGAUGGUGCUUCUUUUGACAUUAACAUUUAUUGGUAUGCAAAAAUAGUUAUUGAAUGUGUGCUAUUUGCAAAGCUCUGGGAACCUACAAAGAUACCAUUAAGACAUUUACAAUCUAGUGAGUAGAAGCAACAUUUUAAAAAAUCUUUCAGUAGUAAGUUAAAGGAGAUCCAGCAUAGCGGACAUCAAGUUUCCUAUAGCCUUAUCAUAUACAGUUCACCCUUGAAUAAUGUGGGGGUCGCAGGGCACUGACCCUCCACACAGUCACACAUACCUUACACAGUCAGAAUGUCCCUCUUCAAGUUUCCACGUAAGCGGAUUCAACCAACUGCAGAUUGUGUGUACUGUAGUAUUUACUAUUGAAAAAAUCCUUAAGUGGACCCAUGCAGUUCAAACUCAUGUUGUUCAGUGGUCAGCUGUAUUGAUUAACUUCUCUCUGAGAAACUCAUUAUUGCUUGUGUCAAUUCAUAAUUAAACUGAGCUCUCACUUUUGUAACAAAAGGAAUAAACAAAGCCCAAAUACUAGUUGUGGGAAUACUAAAGCAAUUUUUUAAAAAGGAAAAUGUUAUUAGUUUCAAGCCCUAUAACAUACCAUUAAAAGAUAAAUCAACAUGGACAAAUAAUCAAAACUGAAAUUGUUAAAAAAUAUACUUUACAAUAACUUAGUUUUCAUUAUUGUAUCAUAAAAUAUUCACUGGACCCUGAAAUGAAGUCAGUUUUACUCAUUUAGAAUUGCAUCUUCGGCAUCUGUGAAAUGAUAUAUCCUAAACAAGGAGAUUGAAUGAAUGGGGUUUUUCUGACUGAAAUGAAAUUUUUUUCUGAAUAAAUGACAUCCUUAGUUUUCAGUGCAUGCUUGUGAUUUUCUGCAGUGAUAGAGUUCCCAUAGAUUAAUUUGGAAAAACCAUAGGUUUCCUUAAAUGUUCAGCUGUAUAUUCAGCUCCCCUCCUAUCAGGUAGGAUCCUGAGAACAAGUAACUACAUCAACUGUGAACUGACUUUUCCUUCUCAGCUGCAUCCUUGAGAGGAAGGUCCUUCAAAGUGAAACAGUCAAGAGAAGAAUGACAGUAACAGUACUGCUACCCAGUGAGGAAGUGUGGCACCCAGGGGACCCACACAUCUGAAAAUAGAUUAACUCUCAGAUAAUAAACUGCAGGGAAAGGGAAAGUAAAAUAUUCUAUUAAACCUUAGCAAAGACUUAAAACACCUGGAUAAUUUGUCAGUGUUCUAGGUCUUGAAAUCUCAUGAGAAAUUUCCUAUUGAGUAUGCUAGAGGUGACUGCCUCUUAUUCUAUGCUCUUUUCUUCCAUGGAUUCCCCCCACUCCCACCCCCUUUGCCUGUGCUUUUUUUUUUUUUAAAUCACCUAGCAAUUUAGAGGUUGGUAAAUGGAGUAGGUAGCCCUCUGGAGGUCUCUCAGGUCUUUGAUUUUCUAAUCCAUGUAUGGCUAAGCAUCCUAUAGAUUUCAUCUUAUAGAUUUCAAAUACUGCUUCUUAAUCGCAUUAAAGGAAAGCUUUUUGUUCUGUGCUCCAAUUGCAAUCUCUGUUCCACAAUAGAUUUGGCUCCAAUACCAGUAUGCUUUCUCAUGGAGCUUUACCUGAGUACGGCUCCUGAGUUUUUUAAGGUUCAUUUCUUUGAAUGAUCACACCAAAUUUAACCUGAAAAAAUUCUCGGAGAAAAAAAUUUUAAUUAAAAAAAGGGCAGUGAAAAAUAUAAGAAUCACAUAGAUGCUCUGAAUCUAUCCUGUUAUGUUGAGCCAGUUUGCUCAGAGCCCCUAAAUCCAUUUUGCCACCUUUGUUUUUACUGAAUCAAAGACUUAAUGCACUCCUGUUGUAGCAACCCAGCUUUUCCUUCAGGUCAUAUAUAACCCUCUGCCCUUGGCGAGUCUGCCUAUGACUGCUAUUUGCUUUUCCAGUUGGUGAAACAAAUCUAAUUGGAAAACUCAUUGAUAGAAUAUAUUUUAUGACUAGAGAAAUGUCUUGGUUUUUCUAAGGAGAGGUGGGUUGCGGUCCUCACUGGGAGGCCUUCAUGUUUUAAUGACUCCAGCUCACCCAGACACACGCUGACUCGGGGAGAAAUUUUUCAAAAGAGUCAGCAGUCCACCUCGGUGAUUGUGCUGGUUCUUUUCCACUAACUUCCAAACGGCCCCAUUACCUUUUAUUGUCUCACAGAAUAACCAUAGCAACGGUGCAUAAUUAACUAGCACUGCUGGUAAAUCGGUUUUAUUAUUGUAUUUGAGAGUCUGACUUUUGCUGUUCUCACACAGUGGCAACACUCUCAUAGAUAUUUUAUUUUCUCCUUUGAUAACUUUAGCACUUACAAAAGGGAACGAUUUCUCGAGGAAAUGCUUUGCCAAGAAUGAAUGAACGAACCAACAAUGUUUUUCUCCUAGUGGCAGAGGGCACCCAAGCCACCCACAACCUGUUCCUUUUCUUCCUGAGUGAAGUUACGGGGUGUCUGGGGAAAUCCACGGAGGUAGCCUGUCACCCUGGAUAACCGUCUCACAAACUGGCAGAGAACAUGCCCAGUUGCACACUUGGGUCCAUUUUGGGUUCAAGUCUCUUUGUAAUUGUUUAAUUGCUUGUCUCUUCUUCACAAUUGACUACAUGCUUUCAGGUCUUAAAAGGUAGACUCUGCCUCUGUCACCACCAGGGGAGGUGGCCUCUAAUGACAGUGAAAAACACACUGUGUUGAUGUUGUCUGAAAUGAUCCACCUCAGUAAAAACCAGCUGGAAACACAUUUGAGGGGGCAAAAUAGUAGGGAAUUAGGAAGGGAAAGUAGUGCUGUAAUGUAGGGCUUACCUGAGCCUAACAGAAAAAGACCACAUCCCUUCACCCAGCUUACACUUGCUGAGCAGUGACGGAGGCUGGGCACAUUGUGUGGUGUUGGGAAUACAUAAAAUUCAGUCCACAGUCCACAGUAUUCUCUCCUAAAGGGUUCAAGAAACAUGCCCCCUUAUCUCUGCCACUCCCCUCAUUUUACUGUGCUGACACUUAGAGUGUUAUAGGACCCCAAAAGAAGGGCCCUCAAGUUUGCCAGUGGCAGAGAAUAUAGAGUAUCUUCCAUGCAAAGGAAACAGUGUAUCUGAAGACAGACAGGUGUGAGCCAGGAAAGUCUGGGCAGGAAUUGCAGGUAAUUCAGUCUGACCCAAGCCUGGGGUGGGAUUAUGCCUGGUUAUGCAUAUCUGGUCUAGGAAGCUUAGAUGUCAUGUGGAAGACAGGGCUGUUGAAAGACUGUAAGCAGGGAUGUCAUAUUAUCAAAGAUUUUAGAGAGCUUUCUUCCAGUUGGUCUGUAAAAAAUAGACUGGGUGUGCAGCAUUUGUUACAGUGGUUUGUGAAGGAGAGGAAGUGUGAGGGCCUGCACCAUGGGGUCAGUAGGGUUAAAGAAGAAAAGAUGGAGGGCUUUGAGGUACAUGUAGGAGGGAUCCUGGACAGGGUGGGGACCAGGGAAGUUUAUGAUGACUUUUAGAUUUCUGAUCAAUGUAGCUAGAAUUGACGGGGAUGGUGCUGCCACUUAUGGAAUAUAAAAAGGCUAGCAAUAGAGAAGGAAGACUCUGAGUUCACUUUAGGAUGGGUGGAUUCAAAGUGCCUCCAGAUAAACACUCUGAGAUGCCUGCAGGGCAGUUGGACACCCAGGCCUGAGCACAGGGGGAGGUCUGAACUGAAGCAAGAGAUGUGAGCAUUGAUGUAGGAACUGAAGUUGUGACCAUGGCAGGCAGGCCUGAGGAGUGUAUGUGGAGAGGAAAAGGCCAUACAUGCAAAGCCCCAAGGGCAUCAGAGCUGAGCACAUAGUUAAGAAAGGGGAACCCUGAAGACAUCAAUGGUGAGCAGCCAGAGGAGGAGGGGGAGAGGCAGGAGGACAGCUUACAAAAUGAUAAAGAAGAGAGCUUCAUGCAACCUUUAGGGGACAGUAUCCCUAUAAAUUUAGGAUAGAGAAGGACCCUAGGAACUAGGACUCAAGCAAGGACUAUUUGGGGAAAGUGGUGGGGGCAGAGGCCCAGAGGUAAGUAGGAAUAGGGGUGAGUUAGAGAUGACUGUGAACAAAUCUGUCAAAUACCUGGUCUGGCAGGGGCUGGAGGAGCCGGGGGAGGAGGCAUGGAGAGUGACGGAGAUUUAAAGGAGAGGACUUUAGUCCUGCUUGUGUUGGGGAAAGUUCUUGGGGGUUGGGGAUCCUGAAGAAAAUGGGGCUAAAUGGAGCACAUGGGGAGGUUUCAGGGCCUCGGCACCUUGCCUACCACUCACCGAGUCAGAUAUUUGUCCUUCUUGUGAGGGCUAAUGCUGUCCUUCUGCAGUGUAACACUGGCUCUUCUUAGUCCACAGCCUCUGACAUGCGAUUUGAAGACACGUUUUAUGGAGCAGACAUAAUCCAAGGG